GUAAAUUACUCAUGUUCUUAAAUAUUUACAAACUACAUGGUCUUUGUGUAGUUGUUUGUCGCGGUAAUUAUAAACUGCAACAAACAAGGGAAGCAAUUUGGACUGUCGCCACUUACUCUGCCUUUUUGUUGAGACAUUCAGUGUACAAAUUCGUGCUACAUAUUUGAACACGCUACUAUACCCAAUGGUUCGGAUUCCCUAUUCGUUUGGCCCUGGCUCUCCGUGCUUUCACAGUUCCUCAUCCAUCAGAUCGAUCUGUCAACAGAAAGAAGCCACUUGUGUCUUGGGAGCCUCUCUGUCUAAUGGAAAGCCUGGAAGAGAAUUCGCUCCCAACUGAUUAGUGGAACUAUCCUUUUUUUCCCACUGAUUUACAGCAGCCUAUUUCUUUUUUCGUGCUAACUUCUUGACAGUGAUCUUUUGGAACAAGUGUGGCAACGCUUCUUCGAUUACAGAAAGUGUGGUAUCUGUUCGAGGGAGCUAUUUCUGGGCGCUGCUUUUCUGCUCCUGAACAUCUGAAUCUCUCGGCAGGCUUCAUCCGGCCCUUCACUGACCGAUUUCUCCGGAGACUUUUCAGAACAAGUUCUGUACUUUCGCCGUCGAUCUAUCUCCCUUGCAUUCAGUGUUUUUCUCAGGUGGCGUUUUAUGAAUCACCGGCGUGUAUCUGGAUAUGGAUGGCAGUCCUGUUCCUGUAGUGACUGUGCUGACAGCUCCGUACGAUGCUCAGAAACCGGGCACCAGCGGGCUCCGGAAGAAAACCAAUGUGUUUCAAACCAAGCCGCGAUAUCUUCAGAACUUCGUUCAGUGCAUCUUUGGUUCCAUUGAUUUAAGGGAUCGCCAGGGAUCUACUGUGGUGGUCGGAGGCGAUGGGCGGUAUUACAAUAAUGCUGCCAUAGAAAUCAUAGUUCAAAUGGCUGCUGCCAAUGGGAUUGGACACUUAGUAAUUGGACAAAAUGGAAUUCUCUCAACUCCAGCUGUAUCCUGCAUUAUCAGAAAAAUAAAAGCCAUUGGAGGAAUAAUUCUGACAGCUAGUCACAAUCCUGGAGGACCUGAUGGAGAUUUUGGGAUCAAGUACAAUAUUUCCAGUGGAGGUCCAGCUCCAGAGGCUGUCACAGAGAAGAUUUUCCAGCUCAGCAAAACCAUUGAAGAAUAUUCUAUCUGCCCAGAUCUGAAAGUCGACCUAACUACAAUUGGAAAACAACAGUUUGACUUGGAAAACAAGUUCAAGCCAUUUACAGUGGAGAUUGUGGAUUCAGUGGAGGCCUAUACUAACAUGCUUCGGAACAUCUUUGAUUUUAAUGCCUUGAAGGAGCUACUUUCUGGUCCGAAUCAGUUGAAGAUCAGAUUGGAUGCCAUGCAUGGAGUUAUGGGUCCUUACGUUAAGAAGAUUCUGUGUGAAGAACUUGGUGCUCCUGCAAACUCAGCAGUGAACUGCGUGCCUCUUGAAGACUUUGGUGGGCACCAUCCUGAUCCAAAUUUGACAUAUGCUGCAGACCUAGUGCAGGCAAUGCAGACAGGAGACUAUGACUUUGGAGCUGCGUUUGACGGUGACGGUGAUCGGAACAUGAUCCUUGGAAAGCAUGGAUUCUUCGUAAACCCAUCUGAUUCUGUGGCUGUGAUUGCUGCAAAUAUCUUCACUAUUCCGUACUUUCAACAGACUGGUGUACGUGGAUUCGCUCGCAGCAUGCCCACUAGUGGAGCACUGGACCGGGUUGCCAAGGCCACAAAAAUAGCCUUGUAUGAGACUCCUACUGGAUGGAAGUUCUUUGGAAAUCUGAUGGAUGCCAACAAACUUUCCCUUUGUGGAGAAGAAAGCUUUGGCACUGGAUCUGACCACAUUCGUGAGAAAGAUGGUCUGUGGGCAGUGCUUGCCUGGCUGUCCAUUAUUGCCAAAUCCAAACAAAGUGUGGAAACAAUCAUGCAGGAACAUUGGCAGAAAUAUGGUCGCAACUUUUUCACCAGGUAUGACUAUGAAGAAGUAGAUGCAGCAGCAGCAGGUAAAAUCAUGAAGGAUCUGGAAACUCUAAUGGCAGAUCGUGCUUUUGUUGGUCACAAGUUCACAGUUUGUGAGGAAGAGUAUAUUGUGGAUAAGGCUGACAAUUUUGAAUACUGUGACCCUGUCGAUGGCAGUGUCUCAAGAAACCAGGGAUUGAGAAUCAUUUUCACAGAUGGAUCACGCCUUAUCUUUAGAUUAAGUGGAACUGGCAGUGCUGGAGCAACCAUCAGAAUUUACAUUGAUAGCUAUUACAAAGAUGCUUGUAAAAUCUUCAAAGAGCCACAGGUGAUGCUCUCCCCUCUAAUAAAAAUUGCUUUGAAGAUUUCUCAGAUUCAUGAGCGAACAGGCCGUACCAGUCCUACAGUGAUCACUUAAAAGACUAAUCCUAUUAAGUCAGAAGAUAAAAUGUCAAAGGAGGAAUAACUAAAGGAUAAACCUGAAAAAUGUGAAAUGUUACUGUAUACUAUCAUCUCCUACUCCAUGUUCAAGGUUCAGAAUAUUGUAAAAAGACAAAGCUAUCAGGAAAAAUUAUCAUGAGCUAGGAUUUAAGUAAAAAUGUAAUAAAAUAUAAAUAUAUGUAAAAAAUACAUAUAUACACCCUGUAUUGGUGAUAUGUUGUUUCCAGUCUCUUAAAUGGUCUAGUUGAAAAUUAAAAUUAAUGUAACUAAAUAUGCAUUCUCACUAUCAAUACCAGUAUUGUAUUACAACGAGAAAGUUGUACAAAUUAGCACAUGAAAGGACACCACACAUGCUAUUUAUUUAAGGUGACAAUCUACAUCAACAAAUCUAUCAACUACCCAUUUCGUUUAAAAUAACCAUUCAUUAAUACAGUUAACAUGGUUCUUUAAGCUACAGAGUCGCCAACUGUUCACUGAAUACCUUUCCUUUCACUGAAUACCUUUCCUUUCAAUGAAUACAAUGUUUAUCAUGAUGGUGCUUGUUCAACAACCAUAUUCCUGAUCCUAUCUUGUUAUGGUUCUUCAGUUUAUAGUAAAUGUGCCAAUUGCAGCCUGUGGCCAGACACAAUACCACUGAAUUAAAAUGAUUACUUUAUUUCAAAUGUGUAAUUAAGAUUCAUUCAAUGCCCAUACAAUGUUAAGUCCUUUAUUAUUGAAUACUACUUUCAGUUGAUCUGUGGUAAAUUUGAAACAUUAAUAGAUGUAAGCAAUAGAAAGCACAUUUCAUUUUCACGACAGUAAGCAUUAUUGCACUUUUAAUCAGAGUUCAGAAUGUAAAACAGUUUACUACUUUAUAGUUAUAUUGUUGGAAAGUACUUGUCUACAUCCCCUUCUAAAUAAAGUAUUACAUUUA
Messenger RNA from Chiloscyllium plagiosum (whitespotted bambooshark), 3304 nucleotides. It is a transcript of the gene pgm1, whose product is annotated as phosphoglucomutase 1. The record is from RefSeq and is a predicted model, not a curated record. NCBI's taxonomy places the organism in Eukaryota, Metazoa, Chordata, Chondrichthyes, Orectolobiformes, Hemiscylliidae. Gene Ontology annotation, molecular function: phosphoglucomutase activity; magnesium ion binding. Gene Ontology annotation, cellular component: cytosol. Gene Ontology annotation, biological process: carbohydrate metabolic process.